GACGACGUGGCUACGGAAUUAAGCGAGCCUGUCAACCAUGUUCUCGUGCUGGGGCGUUGAGCAGGCAAAGCCAAAGAAAUUGUAAAAAACACAUGCGAGCAUUGUGGGAGGGUUUGCAGAGAUCAAAGGGGAAAGCUCCACUUUCAUGAUCUGUGGAAAGAUAAAUAGACCUGAAAUCUCAAAACGGCCGUUCGUGAGCCUUGAUCUGCCUUUUCUGCGGUUUCCAACGAACCUUAAAUUGCCCAGAUUGGUGCUAUAUACGCGCUGUUCCGAUGCCUCGGGGUUUGCUUUUUAUGGAAGUAGCAUGUUCGAGGCGCCGGGCGGGGAACGAGUAGAAGAAACGAUUUCAUUAAAGGAAAUCUAGUGCGCAUCUCUUGCUUUUGAAGCCUGCAAAAUUAUAUAAUUUGUGAAUGCGGUUUGGGAAAUCAGGCUCGAAUAGAGAUGUAUGGAGCUCCUACUCCCCGGAUUCCUGACCCGGCGGAGCCGUAUAGUAUGGACCAGGCUACAGGCCGACAGCGAGUUUAUCAAGCCUGGAAAGGAAGUAAUAUAUUUUUACUUGGUGGAAGGUUAAUAUUUGGACCAGAUGUGAGGUCACUCUUUUUAACAAUGUUUCUUAUCCUUGCUCCAGUAGCAAUAUUCUGUGUAUUUGUUGCAAGAAAACUUCUGGAUAAAUUUUCAGAUCCUGCAGGAGUAUCCAUAAUGGUUAUUACAGUUGUGUUCACAUUAUAUAUUCUAACUUUACUUAUUCUCACAUCUGGAAGAGAUCCUGGAAUUCUCCCUCGAAAUGCACACCCUCCUGAACCUGAAGAAGGUUAUGAUUUUUCAAGUACAACCCCUGAGGUAGGAGGUGGGCAGACACCACAUUUACGACUGCCUCGCACAAAGGAUGUUGUGGUCAAUGGAAUUACAGUGAAAACAAAGUAUUGUGAUACCUGUAUGUUGUAUAGGCCUCCACGCUGUUCCCACUGCUCAAUAUGCAACAAUUGUGUGGAGCGCUUUGAUCAUCAUUGCCCAUGGGUAGGGCAGUGCAUUGGACUGCGCAACUACCGCUUCUUCUUAAUGUUUGUCUUCUCAACUACACUGUUGUGCAUUUAUGUAUUCUCCUUUUGUUGGGUAUAUGUCAAGAAAAUCAUGGCAGCAGAUGAUGUUUCAGUGUGGAAAGCCUUGUCAGACACACCUGCAUCAAUUGUGCUUAUAGUCUAUACAUUCAUUGCAAUGUGGUUUGUUGGGGGACUUACGGUGUUUCAUCUUUAUCUGAUUGGUACAAAUCAGACCACAUACGAGAAUUUCAGGUACCGAUAUGAUAGAAGAGCAAAUCCUUACAACAAAGGAGUAAUACAAAAUUUCAGAGAAAUAUUCUUUAAAAGCAUUCCACCAUCAAAAAACCAAUUUCGAGCUAUGGUACAUCAUGAAUCUGCACUACAUAAUAUUUCCUCCUCUGCUGUAAGGGACAAUUUUCUUCGUCCUAAUAUGGGAAAAGGAGGUGCUGACCUCGAAAUAGGUGGGAAGCCACCAUGGCCAACUGUUACUCCUGAAUCAUUGGCAGACUUGGAAGGGGGUCGUGAUGGCAAUGUUGGUUUAGAAAACAAAGAUGGCUACGAAGACACUUUUGCUCAUGCUUUAGGCCGUACACUACCUGUUGAAACAGCAGAAGGAAGAAGUGGAAUACAUCCAAGGCGCUCAAGCUGGGGCCGCAAAAGUGGGAGCUGGGAAAUAACGCCUGACAUUAUUGCCUUGGCUGCUGGAGUUGGUGAAUCAAAUCGAAUUAGUGGAGAUAUCACUCCUCCAGGGAACCGAUAAGAGCAUAUCUUUAUGAAACACAACUUUUGCAAUGUUGCCCUGAUAACAAAUGUCAUAUCUUCAGAUGAUGGACAACAGUAACAGUUCAAGGAACAAUUUUCAAGAUUGCACAAGGCAUAUAUAUUUUAAGAUAUAAAUUUAAAAAAUUGGCAAUACCAGAAGCAGGCAGAUGUUGCCUGCAUAUUGUAAGCAUGAUCGUGUUAUUUGAUUGAGGUGUUUGUUUUAUGCAUGUUGAGGUAUAAAAUUAAACUGCUGCAUGUGUAACUCCUUGCAUUUCCUUGCUUUGCAUAAUUUUUGAUGAAAGAGAUGUGUACCUUUCUGUACUAAUUCUUGGACUGUUGAGAUAUGAAAAAAGGGCUGAAAUUCAAUUUA
This is a messenger RNA of Cryptomeria japonica (Japanese cedar), 2172 nucleotides long. Its product is annotated as probable protein S-acyltransferase 7. Gene Ontology annotation, molecular function: protein-cysteine S-palmitoyltransferase activity. The transcript is spliced from 6 exons. The record is from RefSeq and is a predicted model, not a curated record. NCBI's taxonomy places the organism in Eukaryota, Viridiplantae, Streptophyta, Pinopsida, Cupressales, Cupressaceae. Gene Ontology annotation, biological process: peptidyl-L-cysteine S-palmitoylation; protein targeting to membrane. Gene Ontology annotation, cellular component: Golgi apparatus; endoplasmic reticulum. Bases 442 to 1800 code for a protein of 452 amino acids.